AUGAUCGCGCUCUGGUUGGACGACGAGUGGGAGCGCGGCGCUUCGAUCAAUCGGACGAUCGGUGCGGAAACCGCGCGGGCGUUCGAGCGACACGCCGCGCGUGGUUCGGCGCUCGAGACCUCGGAGGAGUUCUACGCGCGCGUCGUGCUCGACGUGGCGAAUGAUUUGACGGCGGUGGAUUUCCGCGACGCCUUCGUGAGCGCGUUCGAGACGUCGAAUAAGUUGAUCGAGAUGCUCAUGCUGCGCGCGGGCACGGACGUGUGUUGCGUCGGCGAGGACGAUAUCACUCGCGCCGAUCGCUACGAGGCGAUCGCGCUCGAGGAGACGUAG
Ostreococcus tauri is the source of this 330-nucleotide messenger RNA. RefSeq names its product unnamed product. The record is from RefSeq and is a predicted model, not a curated record. The coding region runs from base 1 to 330 and encodes 109 amino acids. Lineage: Eukaryota; Viridiplantae; Chlorophyta; Mamiellophyceae; Mamiellales; Bathycoccaceae. The transcript has a single exon.